Molecule: messenger RNA, 912 nt
Organism: Neodiprion fabricii
Lineage: Eukaryota; Metazoa; Arthropoda; Insecta; Hymenoptera; Diprionidae
Gene: Chchd3
Product: MICOS complex subunit MIC19
Exons: 3
Coding region: 218-790 (190 amino acids)
Biological process (GO): inner mitochondrial membrane organization
Cellular component (GO): MICOS complex
Source: RefSeq, a predicted model, not a curated record
CGAGGUCUCGUCUGUCGUAACCAUCUCGUAACUCGCAAUCAGAAUACCGAUUUUUAGUGGCUAGUCGGUGUAUGCAGUGAACUUGGCAAUUUGCAUUAAUUAAAACUUGGACCUAGAAAGUAGUACUUGAACAAGAGUUCCGACGACGAUAGAUAAAUUCUGAAUUUAUGUAACUUCAUCCACAUAAAUUGUUGCCCGCGUUGAAAGACGUCUAGUCAUGGGAUCAGGUCAAAGUGCCAGAAAGCUAACCAUUUCAAACGAUGAGGUAGUCGGAGUGAUUCAAGUGUCAAACGCAGUUGUCCAGCGACUUCAGGGUGCCGAGGAUGAAAUUGGAUCCAAGGACGUAAGGGAUGCUCAGCCAUCCAAUCUGUUGUCACUGCCCAGUGGGGUUCCAAUCCUCCCUGGUCAGGGAGCUCUGUCGAAUGGAGUGGCAGUUUAUCAUUAUCCAGAAUAUACUAUAUCAGCUCUUGAAAUCCAACAGCAGAAAGAGGAAGAACUCAAGAGCCAGGAUCAGUACUGGCAGCGACGUCUUCAAAACUUGGAAAAAAAUCAUGAAAAAAUUGAUACUAUCAUGGAAACUGAGUACAAGAAAGCAGUCGACGAGUUUACAGAUGGUAAAAAGGCUCCGUCAACCAAAUUGCCAAGACCUCCCUGCACUGAGAAUAGCACUGAAGUACUAAAAUGCUAUCAAGAAAAUCCCAAGGAAAUAUUAAAGUGCUCCACUUUGGUCGAAAAAUUUUCCAACUGCGUGGAUCAACGUCGUGCAAAAAUCAUCGCUGCUCGAUGCUGAGAUAUGUCAUGAACUUAGCAGUUUAUUAAUUUUACUUUCCUUUGUUGGAGUUUGAAUGUUUAGUUUUCAACAGAUUGUACAGCAGUUGGUAUGAAUAAAAUAUUUAUUGUUCACAUUGCAAA